Molecule: messenger RNA, 1241 nt
Organism: Carassius carassius (crucian carp)
Lineage: Eukaryota; Metazoa; Chordata; Actinopteri; Cypriniformes; Cyprinidae
Product: insulin-like growth factor I, adult form
Exons: 5
Coding region: 273-728 (151 amino acids)
Cellular component (GO): extracellular region
Molecular function (GO): growth factor activity; hormone activity
Source: RefSeq, a predicted model, not a curated record
AUCUGUAGGUGAACCACAAUGUUUUAUCCAAGCAACCCAAAAUGCAGGGUUUACAAAAGCGCUCCUCUUUUACCGGACAAUGGGUUCAAGCAGCAGUAUCCUAUUGGCACGGGCAAGAACUAGGCGCUUCAAAGCGCGCGCUGGAUACAUUUCCACGCGCAUUUGUGGAGUAGUGCCUAACAAUAACGCGCUCUGGUUUAGCGAGAUUGUGUGCGGUGAGAGGAAGGACAUUAACUUGUAAAGGCAUCACAGAAACGGAGUUCUACAUCUGAAUGGGAGUAAAUAUUCAAUGUACCAUGCGCUGUCUCUCGUGCACCCACACCCUCUCACUGUUGCUGUGCGUCCUCGCGUUGACUCCCGCGACACUGGAGGCGGGGCCGGAGACGCUGUGCGGGGCGGAGCUUGUAGACACGCUGCAGUUUGUGUGUGGAGACAGGGGGUUUUAUUUCAGCAAACCAACAGGAUAUGGGCCUAGUUCAAGACGAUCGCACAACCGUGGCAUCGUGGACGAAUGCUGCUUUCAGAGUUGUGAGCUGAGGCGCCUCGAGAUGUAUUGUGCGCCUGUAAAGCCCGGAAAAAGUCCACGAUCCCUAAGAGCGCAACGGCAUACAGAUACUCCAAAGACACCAAAGAAACCUUCCUCUGGACAUAGCCACUCUUCCUGUAAGGAGGUUCAUCAGAAGAACUCGAGCAGAGGAAACCCAGGGGGCAGAAACUAUCGAAGUUAGAGGACAGUAAGGCGAAUGGCUGAGAGAGACAAGUGAAACUGUUGGACAGCGGGAAAUAGGAUGAAAAAAAGACUGUGGUCUUCCAUGGAUGUGCUCCACUGUAAAAAAAAAACUAACAAAAAAACGAAAUACUAAAAAAAUAUAUAAAAAAUAAAACCCAACAGGAUACUGGAUACUGUUAAAGCCCCAUGUUAAGACAAACACAAUCUGAUGAUUUCCAUACACUGCUCCAUUCCAUACUGGGGGAAAAUCAUAAAUUAGCUGCUAAAAAAGUCAAAUGAUAACUGUUUAUCCUCCUUGUGUGAACGGUUGCAUGUAAUGGAUGCCGAAAGCUUUUUAUAGUGGUAAAAAACAACAUUUUUGCAGGCACAAGAGAGGCACGAGAAAGGAGUUCGCAGUGAGAUCACGGACCGCGUUGACAAGAAAGGCUGUCUACAGUUUAUACCAGAUGGAACCCUUGUAAAACUGAACUACGGCUGCACAGAGAGAUGCCAUAAAAUACAAAUCAAUCUU